CUUAACAAACAUUGAAUGGAAAACAUGGAAUGCGAUACUGAUGAAGAUGUUUUGUUCGAGAAUUCUCCUCUCCACCAACAUCUUGUUGAAACAGGAGUAGAGAACCUGACCACCGAGAAAAUCGUAGCUAGCAACACAGAAAGAGAGAGGAAAAACAGAGGAAACGUGCUCUCACUUCAGAGAGGAGCAAUUAAAUCAAGUGCAGUAAAUAAAUGUUUCCAAUGUUUCCUAAAUCUUGCUACACUUUUAUUCGGAAUAAACAGAGUUAAGGUGGAAGUCAAUCAAAUUAAACUGUUCUACAAAAGGAGAGUGCUGGACUCCUCUGUAAAAUGUCGGGUUCUAGAAGAAGAGGACAAGAAUUUCCUGGAACAUUUCUCUGGACUGAAUCAGGUUACUGAUCCAGGGAAACAGGACCCAGCACUGGGAUCUAAAAUAAACUUGAUGUUAUGCAUUCCUCUCCUUUCAUCGUACUUCUUUGGGAGAUUGAUGUGGCCCGAUUACUCCUUCCAAUACAAACAAAUCACUGAUGCCAUGUCAAUCAUAACCUCUGUGUACUUCCUGUAUUUAAUUGGGAAGGCCCUCUACUUGGCAUGGUGUAAGUGGACUUUAGAGAGACUGGACCAGGAGGUGACCCAGCUGUUAACUUGUGGGGAGGAGUUCUUCAGAGGGACUGGAAAGUGUCUGAGACUGAUCCAGGAAUCAGAGCUGGUAGCCAGGGGCUUCACUCUAAUAAGCCAGAGAAGUCCCCUGUGUCGAUUGGAACAGAAUGGAAUGCUGGGAUACCAGAGACAGUGUCCACAACUGAGACAUCAGCUGUUUAUCAUGUGUAGAGACUGUAUGAUAGCAUCUAAGGACUGGACCAGUCAACUGGUCACUCAACACCCUUUACCGGUGGAUAGCUCCAUUAAUUUUCUGGCCCACAUUCCUUUAGAAGAGUAUGGUCCAUGUUUGCAGGUGGAGGGGGACAACUCAGUGUCCCUGGCCCGCCUGGAGGAGGUGACAGAUGGAUUCUCUAUAUCAGCCAUCAAGGGAAUUAAUCAUGUCUGUAGGAUGCAGUACUCGGAGUUCUGCAGGUGUGUCAUUCUGCGUGUACUGCAGGCUGUAGAUUCACCAAGUAUCGCUGUUCACCCAGAGACACAAGGUAUUCUGGAGAAGGUCCUGGGGUGGAUCCAAAAACUGGGGACCCUUCACAGUUAUUACAGCAGUGUGACAACUCUGUCAGAUACACAACCGCAAAAAUCUGACCUCAGUCAAAUGAAUGACCUUGACAUAGCAGUCCACAGCCUUGACCUUCAUUUACAGGCAGCCUUAUUGAGGGUCAGAAAACUGUCAGUCCUUAUAAAGCAUUCAGCCAAUCAGAAUACAGAGAUUGAACAAGACACUAUAAACAACCAAUCACAAGAGGCUCUGUGGGAUCAAAUCAAACAGGAACUACUGGCGUGCAAAGGAUGCUGGGAAGAGGGAUUAGAACGGCUCAACAAGUUGUACAAAAACCAUUCAUGUCAGGAAAGGACUGAAGAGGUUCCCCCACAGACAGAACAUACUCAAACCCCCAUCCACGUACCCCCUGUGGACCUGUUUAACACCAGUCCUCCAAUUAUAGAGGAUGAGGUGUUUGAAGCCUACAUUGAUGAGGAAGCAGAAAAUGACCCAGAUUAUAGCUGGGAUGAGUAUCUUACUCCAGAAGAAAAGGAGAGGAAGAGGCAAGAGAAACAGGAAGCCCUGCGGUUACUGACCGAGCUUAAGUCGGUGAUUUCUGUGAGGGCCCGGGAGAUGGGGAGGAGGGAGAAAAUAGCCCAGGAGAGAAAGUACGGCCACGCAACCACAGAGAAUCACAGCGAGGGGAUAGCCCAGGAAAGAAAGAAUGGCCACACGACCACAGAGAAUCACAGCGAGCAGAGGAAAGAUGUGACAACAGAAGACCAGAAAGUACAUGUAGGUCAGAAAUUAAUAGAGAGGAUUUAUGAAAAUGAGGAUAGUCAUGAAGAUACCAACUUGGAUUUAUCCUGCGUUUCUGGAAAUGAAGGUGUUCCCAUACAUGAGGAGCUUUGUCAUGAAGAAGAUUUGAGUUGUGAUGAGUGUAAAUUAGCUGUUGAACAGUUAAAAAGUGUUGAGUCUGAAAGUGAUUUAGACUGUGGACUAAACACAGACACUGAAAAUGAUAAUCAUUGUAAAGAAAGGAUUUUCACAACAGGUUCAGAAGAAUCUGUUGAUUGUUCAUUAGGAAGUUUUCCAAACUCUGUGCCAAGGAUUGGAGUCUUAACAACACAGAGUCCAAACUUUCAGUUCUCCUCCAGUCUGGCUGCCAUGGCAGUCGCUAGGUCACGUGACUUUGGGCUGACGGAGGACACGUUUGGUGACAGUGAGUCAGACUCAGAGAUCCAGGUGACUGAGGACUAGUCCAACCAGGUGACUGAGGACUAGUCCAUACAUGUUGCGUUCACUUGACUCCGACUCAAAUGCUCUGGUGACUGUUUUACAAUAAAUAAUCACAACACAGAAGUACAAGUACCAUUGGUUGUUUAAAAUCUUUACUAGUCAGUAGAACUUGAGCAUUUUGGGAAUGUGCAAUAAAUGUUGAUUUAUACAUAUAUGAUUUUUUGUGACUGUGUGCUUUGUGUUUUAUUAUGUAUAUACUUUCCACAAAAUUUUACUAAUAAAGUAAUUGUAAUUAAAAAAAAAAA
Molecule: messenger RNA, 2684 nt
Organism: Saccostrea echinata
Lineage: Eukaryota; Metazoa; Mollusca; Bivalvia; Ostreida; Ostreidae
Product: vezatin-like
Exons: 13
Coding region: 16-2400 (794 amino acids)
Biological process (GO): cell-cell adhesion
Cellular component (GO): plasma membrane
Molecular function (GO): myosin binding
Source: RefSeq, a predicted model, not a curated record